Messenger RNA from Dovyalis caffra, 252 nucleotides. NCBI's taxonomy places the organism in Eukaryota, Viridiplantae, Streptophyta, Magnoliopsida, Malpighiales, Salicaceae. The record is from the annotation of a GenBank genome assembly.
AUGGCAAAAGCUGUGUAUUUGAGAUCAACGACAAAAGUACCAGUUGUGAUGUUCAGUUCACUUGUGAGUGGAUUCGAUGAGAAAGUUGUGAAAGACUUGAUUGCAGAUAUAAAUCAUGGAGCUGUGAGUAUGAGCUUGGAGAUGGUAGUUUCUGCUCAAACUACCUGCAAGACAAGUGCUCUUAGUGGGUUGAGGAACCCUCAAAUGGUUAAGUCCGUUAUUAGAGAGAGGAGAGAUCUGAUGAGGCUUUGA